Molecule: messenger RNA, 906 nt
Organism: Pollicipes pollicipes
Lineage: Eukaryota; Metazoa; Arthropoda; Thecostraca; Pollicipedomorpha; Pollicipedidae
Product: failed axon connections homolog
Exons: 1
Coding region: 1-633 (210 amino acids)
Cellular component (GO): cytoplasm
Source: RefSeq, a predicted model, not a curated record
AUGCGCAUGGCUGGCAUCAAGUACGUGGUGGACACGGACGAGCCACAGGGGUCACGUGACAAGUGCCCUUGGAUCGCUUUCAACGGGCAGGAACUGUCCGACUUGGAGCUUAUCAUCGACUUUCUGACGCAACACUUCGGAAAGCCUCUGAAGGAAAAGCUCACGCCGGCUGAGCGUGCCGUCGGACGUGCCGUGCAGGUGAUGCUCGACGAGCACACCGUGGUGGCCGUGGUCUAUAAACGCUAUGUUCUCGACCGCUAUUCCUACAUCAUGGGGUGUUUCUCCAAGAAGUAUCGGCUCAUGCUCAGGCUCUUGGUGCCCAUUUUCCACCCAAGAUUGAAGCGUAUGUUCUACGUCAUAGGCAUGGGCCGCUUUAGCGAGGAGGAGGCGAUGUUUUUCCUGUAUCGUGAGUUGCGAGCGCUGGAAGAUGUACUCGGCGACAAGUCGUUCCUGCUGGACACCACACCGACCACGUACGACGCAGCUGUGUUCGCCGAGCUGACCCAAGUCAUAUACGGUUGCGCACCUGAGGUGGAGCGCUACGUUCGCGCUAACUACGACGCUCUGGUGCAAUACCACGAGCGUAUGAAGAACAAGUACUGGCCCGACUGGGAGCGGUGCCGAGCCGAGUAGAGCUGAGAAGAGCCGAAUAGAGCUGAGUAGAGCCGAGUAGAGUUGAGUAGAACCGAGUAAAGCUGGGUGGAGUCGAGUAGAGCUGGGCGGGUCCGGGCAGCUUGCGUUCUGGAGACGCCCGUGACGGUCGAUCCAAACCUCAAAUUUUCAACAGAAAUCUUCAUUAAGCCGAACCAUUCCGGGAUCAUGAUCCGCAACACAUCAGCCCAUCCUGUGCCGACGAAAUGAAAAUGCCGUGCGAUGAAAAUACUUCAAAUGCCGUUGCAAAUAGCC